AUGCGAUGGACGGAGAUGCGUCGCGUGAGAACGCGGCCCAGAAGCGAGGCGAAACCGGUGCGACGGGGACGGGACAGCGCGACGGACAAACAAACGUACACGCCCGGAGUUGGAGUCCCCGUCCGCCGGCCCCUCCACACCGCGUGCACCAACCCGGUUCCGCACAAAAGGCGGCACCCCACCCGGCCGGGGCAGAGCAAGAGCAGAGCACACACCAGCAGUCCAUCCAGCCCAGCACCUCGCGCGCGCCAUCAGCUAGCUAGGAUAGGAUUGUCUCCCCGCGCUCACCGCCCGGCUCGCCGAGACCGCGGCGAGCUUUCUCAUCCCGCUCCGUCCACGCCGCGAUCGACACCCUUCCCUUUCCCCCGUCUCCCUCCUGGAAAUUCGGCACGUUCACACCGCCCCUAUAGCUGCCAGUACAAAACAGAGGCCAGCCUUCCUUGCACGGCUACUCUGCUAUCCCCUGCUCUACUCUGCUCUUCCCCUGAGACAGACGGCACACGCCCCGUUCCUUGCCCGACGUCCCGUGGAACGCCGACGCCGGCGCCUGAACCGAGGUCCUCUUGUCCGCGGCAGCUCACCGGAGCACGCGCGAGGCGCCGAGCGAUGAGCUGCCUGGGGUGGCUCAAGAAGAAGAAGGGGUCCGGGAGCGGGAGGCGGGGCACCACGAUGACGACCAUGACCACCACCACCACAACAACAACCACCGGGUCGGCGGUGAGCACGAGCCGGUCGGACGACUCGGGGGCGGGGCGGCCCACCAGCAAGUCCACGGGCUCCGCCUCCUCGCAGCGGAGCAUCUCCUCGCUCUACGAGGAGCGCGGCCACGGCCAGCUGCGGGCCUUCGAGUACGACGAGCUCCAGGCCGCCACCAACGACUUCGGCCGCGCGCAAAAGCUCGGCGAGGGCGGCUUCGGCGGCGUCUACAAGGGCUUCGUCCGCCCGCUCGACCCCCGGGCCGACCGCAUCGCCGUCGCCGUCAAGCGCCUCAACACGCGCGGCCUCCAGGUACGCUCCCCCACCCACCCAUGCCGCCAUGCCGCCAUCCCUCCCUCCAUCUACGAGCGAAUUACGUACAGUAGUUUCCUAUUCUGUUCUGCUCCCCGCGUGAUUCAGUGUCCAAUUAUUUACGCACACCCAGUUUUGUCAGAGUUUUGGGGGCAUCAGAAUGUGACUGAAUCUAAAGAAAUUUCCCCCGGACAAAGAAGCAUCCCACUUAUUUUGAGAAUUUGUUUCCGAUCAUAA
Molecule: messenger RNA, 1245 nt
Organism: Triticum turgidum subsp. durum (durum wheat)
Lineage: Eukaryota; Viridiplantae; Streptophyta; Magnoliopsida; Poales; Poaceae
Source: the annotation of a GenBank genome assembly